UAGUGCUUAUCGAAUGCCUGAUAAGCAGACAAACCUCUAAUAUUCUAGUCAAUCAGUCGUGAAAUGAGGAUCAUGUCAAAAUGACACAAAACUACAAUAUAUCUAAAGUUGAUUGCCCUUCACCCACGGCAACUAAUCCGUCGGGACAUCAAAAUAUAUCAGGGAAUAUUCUAGAUGACGAACUUUGUUUACCACCGAUCUAUACAAGUCCUUCUAUCAUCACAAUUCAGCCUUCCAGUUUAAGUGAUGAUCAUCGAUCAUCCCGACGGCCUAUUCCAAUCGCCGCCUUAGAUUGGAUUUCAACGCCACGAUCGCAACUAAGUAUCUUCUCUGGAAUAUAUUUCUUAGCUAAUGUCGAACAACUGGAAAUUCAACAAGUAGUAGACUUAAAUACGUUACUCGGGCGAUCUGAGAAUGGAUCGCAGUAUCGAGUUAAAGUAUCCAGAGCGGAGACAAUAUUUUUAGCAAUUGAAGAUUCCCAAGCUUAUCAGCGUAGACUUCUAAGAUCCUCGAGAGAGUUAACUCUUAACGUUAUGGACACCUCGGGAGAAACUGCUUUCAUUAUUAAGAAAAGUUUGAGUUGUGGAUAUUUGCCUGGAUUUUUGCCCAAGAUCACGGUCGAGUCCACAGAUUUUAUUGGCAGCGUUGAGCAAAAUUUCACGAUUAUCGGCAUCAGCUUUACCGUCUAUAAUGAUUCAAGAACGCCAAUUUGUUACAUCAAUGGGCCCAAUGUAUAGUCCAACGAAACACAGUUUCAGAUAGUAUCCGUCGAUAAAAGCCAUCAAAUCGCCUCGCUGAUACGUCAUUGGGAUCAUGUCCUCGUGGAUUAUUCCGUGCUGCUCACUUUUACAUCGGACACCAGCGUUAAGCUUAAAGGAUUACUCCUCGGUGCUGCAUUUCUUCUGGACUUUCUAUUCUUCGAGCAGCAAAGGAGGUGACGAGCAUCCAUAUUUAUUACGCACUCUGUAAACAUAGAAAAAUACUAUCAAUUUAUUAAUAAAUUGUAACAGCCUUUGCAUUAAA
Molecule: messenger RNA, 1023 nt
Organism: Ceratosolen solmsi marchali
Lineage: Eukaryota; Metazoa; Arthropoda; Insecta; Hymenoptera; Agaonidae
Product: phospholipid scramblase 1
Biological process (GO): plasma membrane phospholipid scrambling
Cellular component (GO): plasma membrane
Molecular function (GO): phospholipid scramblase activity
Source: RefSeq, a predicted model, not a curated record